Messenger RNA from Lasiosphaeria miniovina, 302 nucleotides. RefSeq lists its product as uncharacterized. The transcript has a single exon. Lineage: Eukaryota; Fungi; Ascomycota; Sordariomycetes; Sordariales; Lasiosphaeriaceae. The record is from RefSeq and is a predicted model, not a curated record. The coding region runs from base 64 to 258 and encodes 64 amino acids.
AAGCUGUGCGACGGCAUUGUCACGGUGAAUGACCGUCGUUAUGGAUCAUAGCGUGGGACCGCGAUGCCAGCUAGCCAACCGGGAGGACCGAGUGGGACGCACAGGAAUACAUCUCCUGCAACGGCAACUUGUACGCCCGUAGUGUUUUUGUGCACGCCGACGCCUUACAUGUCAAGAUUGUCGACUGGGACAAUGUCGGCUUUUCCCCGCCCUACUUCCAGAAACUGUUUAGGAACGAGGAACUCCGCGAGAAGCUGAAGACAGAGGUGGUGCAGGGGUCCAUGUGAGUUGUUGUAAGUGCU